Messenger RNA from Sphaeroforma arctica JP610, 450 nucleotides. RefSeq lists its product as hypothetical. The record is from RefSeq and is a predicted model, not a curated record. Lineage: Eukaryota; Ichthyosporea; Ichthyophonida. The transcript has 3 exons. The annotation marks the transcript as partial.
GACAAACAACGUAACAAGAGAAAGAGCACUAUUGCUAAAGAUGUUAGUAAACAAACCGGGGACAUAUGUAGGAAGCCUACGAUGAGUGCAGAAAAAUCCAAACACAAAUCACAAGCUUCCAAAACGCGGAAAAAGAAGGACGAAGAAGAUGAAGACGUAGUAAUGGAACUGCUGCUCUUUGGUGCGGCUGCAGCGGGGGCGGCGUGUGUGAUGUGCAUACUAACAUGGCUGUAUUGGUUUCUGCACAACGACCCCCGGGGACGGUUGGUGAUGGAUGAUAUAUUGAUGAAGCUGGGAUACGACACUUACGGGGGUUGGGAAUCGGCUUUCAAUGACCAGCGGAGCAAGCCUGAAAUGUUCUGCCGGGCAAUUAGACUCAUUGUGUACCACAUUUUAAUGUUUACUAGCAGCAAUAUACCUACGAACAAGCCUAUGAAGAUGAAUACGUAG